Messenger RNA from Fusarium coffeatum, 3006 nucleotides. RefSeq lists its product as uncharacterized. Bases 1 to 3006 code for a protein of 1001 amino acids. Gene Ontology annotation, molecular function: peroxidase activity. Lineage: Eukaryota; Fungi; Ascomycota; Sordariomycetes; Hypocreales; Nectriaceae. The record is from RefSeq and is a predicted model, not a curated record. The transcript is spliced from 7 exons.
AUGCGUUUCUCCCUCUUCGCCGCAGCGCUUUGCGCACCCUCAGCCUUAUCAUUCCCCUGGCUAGCACCCGAGGGAAUGGAUGCUCUUAUGAACCACCCCGAGGCGCGUGCCGAGAUCGACCGUCGGCUGAGAGAACACCAAGCUGGUCAAGGUCAACAAGAAAAACGACAUGAGACCCGACAACUCAAGACUGGACUGGUCGGUGGCGUUGUGUCUCUACUUGGUGGCACUGUCGAGGCGGUGCUAGACAAUGUUGUUGGACUUAUUCCCACCAACAAGGCUGUCAAGGGUUUGCAGAAGUUCCCCGAGAAGUCUCAUCCUUUCAAAGCCCCUGGAAAGACUGAUCAGAGAGGUCCUUGCCCUGGCCUCAACACGUUGGCUAACCAUGGGUAUAUUCCGCGAAACGGCAUCGCCACAAUUGGUCAAAUCCAAGCUGGAACGGCGAAGGUCUUUAACAUGGGCGCUGAUCUGUCUGCUCUUCUCGCCGUCGGCGGUGAUGUUGAUGGUGGCGAUAUUCUUUCUCAGAAGAUGAGCAUCGGUGGACCUGAUGAUCGUGUUGGUCUUCUCAACGGCGCUUUGAACAAGAUCUUUGGCAAGCCAUCUGGCAUUGCUGGCCAUGGCAAGUUCAACGAAGGUGACGCAUCUGCCACCCGAGAGGACUUCUAUCUCAACGGCGACAACAUCUCGUUCCAGCCAAAGCUCUUCAAGCAGCUUCAUCAGCAGGCUCUUGCCAAGGGUGACGGUACCUACAACGUCGAUGCGGUCAAAGAACACUUCAAGAACAGAUACAGAGACUCCAAGGCCGCCAACAAGCAGUUCUACUUCAAUGCCCCGAGUGCCUUUGUGGUGAUGGGCGCAUAUUACUUUGUGCCCGGCUUCUUCUCCAAUGGUACUAUUGGUGCUGGAGGCAUCGCCAACGAAGCUUCCAUCACUUCAUUUUAUGGCGCUAAACCUGCCUCGACUAAGAAGGAUGCGUGGAAGAACAAAGAUCUUGACUAUACUCACGUUCCCGAACGUAUCCCUGAGCAAGGCUGGUAUCGUCGUGCUACACCCAUGACCAUCGUCGAGGCCGUUGGAGGGAUUCUUGACGUCUACCUCUAUGCUCUGCCAGCGUUGGGAGGAUCUGGUGCCGAUGGAAGCUGGGUAGUUGGCCCACUUGAUCUCCCCAAGGAUCCCCAGGGUUUGAGCUGUUUCAUAUACAACGCCAUCUAUGCCAACUUCCCUGCUGAGCUGUUCAACUCUGUCAAGCUUCUCCAAUCCGUCCUCAAUGGACUUUCUGAGACAUUGGUGCCUGGAUAUAAGGCUUUGGGUUGUAAGGUGGAUUUCCCUGAUGCAAAGGGCUCUUCUGCAAGCAAGAAGUUUGCUGCUUAUGAGAAGAAGUAUGUUGGUCCUGCUAAGACCAAGGCUGUGGGUAGUGAAGAAGAAGAGAUUUUCAAUCGUCUUAGAGAUAGUGAAAAGAAUCAGCAGGUUCAGUCCGAAGUUCUUAAUCUCCUCCGGUCUUUACCUCUGGAUAAAGCAACACAGAUGCUCCAGCAACUUCGAAGUGAUUCAGAUUUACCUACUGUUAUUUCCUUAAUACAGCAAAGCAGUAGUCUCAUAGCGCGGCCUUCAGAUCUCCGUGUGGCUCGGGCUGUAGCUCCGCCGACAGGGUCUGCUACAGAGUUUGAGCUUACUGCACAGUUCAGCGCAGCAUAUCCAAGAUUACCGCCACCAGACUUAAAGGCAUUGAGAGGGUUGCUCUGGAAGGACAGCGGUAGUAAUGCUGCUCCCGCUCUUAGCAGAGUCCCAGGUCUUCUACCCUCCACAUCACAAGAUUCAAGCCAAACUGCUACUCCCUCAGCAUCUAAUGAGUCUUGCGAGAGCCGUCUCCAGAGCCUCCAGAUUAGUUAUUGGACUAAGAUACCCGUGUCAGAUGAAAUGGCCGCAUCUCUGAUCUCCUUCUAUAUUGAAACCGACCACAAUAUUUUGGGACUCUUCGACGCUGAUCUAUUUCUUCAGGACAUUGUUGAGUGUCGUCAAAGGUUCUGCUCGUCCUUUCUUGUCAGCGCGAUAUUAUGUUUCGCAUGUCAAAGUUACACAGCCAUCAAACCUCAAACGAACGAAAUACGUCUCGCCGCUUUCAGUGAAGCCGAAAUGCUCUGGCAAGGAGAGCGAUCUGGGAAGAUGUCGCUCACUUCUCUGGCGGCCAUUGGCAUCUUUAGCGCCGCCUGUCUUAAUGAGGGAAAGGAUGUGCUUGGUCAAGAACUGGCUGCUUCACUACGCCGAGAAGCUGAUGGUCUGGGCCUUUGCGGUGAUUCUGCAGAUGAUCUUAGCUCGAACAAGCUUUGCCUAGACUCAUCAGAAUGGGUGAGGGCAACCUCACAAAUUGCCUGGGGGAUAUACGGCAUGCUAACCACACCAAUCUCAGAGCGUGUACCAUUGGCCUUUGUUGAAGCCAAGUACCAGAAGCUCCUGGUCUGGUCUAGUACUCUUCAAAACGACAUGGAGCGUACCGAAGGCUGUAAAUCUGAUGUCAUGAUAUUACAUCAUCCCAAAGCAGUGUAUACCGCGUCGGUAAACCAACUAAAAGACCUGGUAUUCAACUACCGCGCAAGAUAUACCGAAGCUGACUUUACAUCAUUUUUCAACACCGGCCUUUUCACACUUAGCUUGGCUUUGCUCGAGGACAUCAAAGAUCCUUCCUGGCAGCAUUACUUCUAUCUCUGUUUGAGGUGCUGGCAGGAUCUUUAUAUCUGUUACCCAAUCUUUCGCGAUGUAGCCAAAGCAUUCUUGUCUAUGGCUAUGGAAAAGAGUGCCAUUUCAGCACAUGAAGCGCAGAGACUCCUGCAGGGUAUUGAGAAGAGCGGGGAGCAUCACAUAGCGGCUGCAGAAGCUUUUACAAGUUUCCUCUUUGAUCCUGGAUCUAAUAGGGCUAGUGAGGCACAGGUGCAUUCCAUGGCGGAUAAAUUUGAAGAGAUGGUCGUGUUUGACGAGCUGAUCAACACAGACUCUGCCUUGGCCUUCUAG